UUUCUUCAGUGUCCAAAAGCAGAUAAUUAAUUUUCUUCAAAGUGCAUUUAAUAAAUUCUAAAUAAUUUGGUUCGUUUAGAAAGUGUUUCAUAAUGUACAUAUUGGUACUGGUAUACGCUGCGUUAGCGUUGUCUUUAAGUGCGACAACAAUGGGAGCGCGUACUGUACAAGAUUAUCUAGGACAAAAAGACAUUAACCGUUUGCAACGAGUAUUUUCUGAAGGCUUAAAAUCGAAUGACUUGCAGGCCAUUUACUACUCUUCCUUAAAUCUUAAGGACUUGGAUAUCAAAGAAUCAGCGGAUUUAUGUUCCAAACUGCAGAAACUUUACGAAGAUUCUAAAUUAAAUGCUUAUGAAAAAGACUUUUAUCUAAUUGGAGCAAGAAAGAAUUUACUUUGCAAAGAAAAAUUGCCUGAAGCAUUUUUAGGGAAAAUUUAUUCAUCGUUUAAGGCAAACCCUAGUUCUUCCCAAGAGAUUUUUUAUAGAGUCCUCAGCCAUAAGCUUUUGGGGGUACAAAUUGAAGAACAAAAUACCGCAUCCAUUUUAAAAAUACUUCAAGAUUUGUUAAAGAAAGAUGAUUCUAUAGUUAGUCUUGGGUAUGCAUUUCAUAUUGCCAGCGAAUUGGGUGGUGGUGCAGCAUUUGUGGCAGAUCGUGUUGAAGACGCAAUUGUUCAAGGUGAUGAAGUUGAUGGAAAGAUGUUACAAUUUGAGGGAGGUCUUAGCAUAACUGCUUUGGUUGUGACUGGAAUAUUCCGAGUGACAAAUAUUUUCAAAAAACCAAUACCCCUUGAUUCAGAGCAAGCAGUCAAAUUUGCUACCUAUUUCCUUAAUCGCCGUUCCGUACAAUCAGCUAAAGGUGCUCAUGUCCUAAUUGAAGCAUUGAAGACAUUAAAUAGUGCUGGGAAAAGUACCCCAGUCUGUAUUCAACUGAUUGGAAAUGGACAGUUAGAUUCUGAUGAUCCAGUACUGAAUGUGGCCGUUCUGGAUUUGUUGGGAAAUCCUAUAAUACCUCCACCACAAAACAUAUACGGAAAAAUACUUUUAAAAAAAGACAACAGUGUUCUUGCUGAAAAAGUUCAAUUAACACCAAAAUCUUCAGACAAAAGUAUAUUUGCAGCCCAACUAUCUAACUAUAAACCAACUCGCGGUAUAUAUUCCGUAGUUAUCAAUGUGGACAAUACGUUCACACAAACAAUGUUUUUCAAAGUUCUUGGCCGUGUAAAAGUACACUCUUUGGAAAUUGGUGUGGCUGAAGCCGACACAAGUUCGUCUGUUAAGAAACAAAGUGUUACGUAUCCUCAAACUCUACCUGAAACUUUAAAGGCCGAUAAUACUCAAAAAAUACUACUUAAAACAGUUCUCACUGAUGAAAGCACAACGAAGGUAAUAACAGUUCAUCAAGCCUUCGUUCUUAUGUUUAAUGUGGAAACGGAAGAAGAAAUAAUUUUCGUUGCCGAACAAGACAGUAAUAAAGCUUACAAAUUUGAUAUGGAUGUAGGAUCGCACGGAGCUGAUUUUAAAUACAAAUCUGGAAAUUAUGAACUCCAUUUAAUCAUAGGGGAUUCAUCAAUUUCGAACUCGUUCAAUUGGCAUGUGGCGAACGUUGAAUUGAAAUUUCCCCAAGAAACAGAAACAUCAAUGAAGCUGCCAAUCCGUAAUACGCUUCCAGAGAUAGAGCAUAUGUUUCGUCCUCCUGAAAAACGACCUCCGCGUUUUGUUUCUGAUGUUUUUACCGGUCUGUGCUUAACUCCGCUGGUAUUAUUACUAAUUUUUUGGGGAAAAUUGGGCAUGAACUUGUCUAAUUUUACUUUCGAGCUCAGCACGUUAGGAUUUCAUUCCGGGUUUGGUGGCAUACUUGCACUAUUUGCAGUUUUUUGGGUAAAUUUGAAUAUGUUCCAAACUCUACGUUUGCUUAUCCCCAUCGCAGUAUUCACUUUUAUUUGCGGCAACCGUCUUUUACGACGUAUAUACGCACAAAGAUUAGGAAAGCCAACAUCAUCUUCAUCGAGUAAUGCUUCCACCUAAAAUCUACACUUAAUUUCAAACUAAAGAUAUAUAAUAUUUGCACAACGGAAGGCGUAUUGUAUACGUUCCGUUUUACUGUCAUGUUUUUCGCAUAUACAUAUGUAAUUUUUAUUUGAGGAAAACUAAAUAAAGAAAGAAUCACAAAAAUGUU
Molecule: messenger RNA, 2175 nt
Organism: Bactrocera tryoni
Lineage: Eukaryota; Metazoa; Arthropoda; Insecta; Diptera; Tephritidae
Gene: OstDelta
Product: dolichyl-diphosphooligosaccharide--protein glycosyltransferase subunit 2
Exons: 5
Coding region: 93-2024 (643 amino acids)
Biological process (GO): protein N-linked glycosylation
Cellular component (GO): oligosaccharyltransferase complex; membrane
Source: RefSeq, a predicted model, not a curated record